This is a messenger RNA of Leucoraja erinaceus (little skate), 6324 nucleotides long. It is a transcript of the gene plekha7b, whose product is annotated as pleckstrin homology domain containing, family A member 7b. Gene Ontology annotation, molecular function: protein binding. The record is from RefSeq and is a predicted model, not a curated record. Bases 1573 to 5400 code for a protein of 1275 amino acids. NCBI's taxonomy places the organism in Eukaryota, Metazoa, Chordata, Chondrichthyes, Rajiformes, Rajidae. The transcript has 28 exons.
AACCAGAUACUAUACAUGAAUAAAAUCAAGCCAAACUCCUGUACAAUAGCUAGAGCAAAGAGUACAGGAUAUAGUUCUCAGCAUUGUAGUGCACCAGUUCCAGAGACAAAGUCCAAUGUCCCACUGAGAUACUCCAGCGCUUUGUGUCCUAUUGUCUAUCAACCAGCAUCUGAAGAAGGGUCUCGACCCGAAACACCACCCAUUCAUUCUCUCCAGAGAUGCUGCUUGUCCCGCUGAAUUACUCCAGUUUUUUGGGUCUGAAUUACUCCAGUUCUUUGUUUGAACAUAAUCAUAGAAAGAGAUACAAGGAACUGCAGAUGCUGGUUUGCAUAAAAAGAGACAAUGUGCUGGAGUAACUCAGUGGGUCAGGCAGCAUCACCAGAGAAAAAGGAUGUGUGAUGUUUUUCGAUUGACCUAUUCCUCAGACUUCGUGGGUCUUGUACAACAAGUCUAAGCUAGCAUUCGUUUGGGUUUAGUUUAGUUUAGAGAUAUAGCACGGGAACAGGCCCUUCAUCCCACCCAGUCCGCGCCGACCAGCGACCCCCACAAACUAGCACUAUCCUACACACUAGGGACAAUUUACAAUCAUACCAAAGGCAAUUAACCUACAAACCUGGAUGUCUGUGGAGUGUGGGAGGAAACCGGAGCACCCGGAGAAAACCCACGCAGGUCACAGGGAGAACAUACGAACUCUGUACAAACAACAGCCCUGGUCAGCAAGGGAUGAGAUCCACGCUGUUAUUAGUGAAUAUAAUGUCAUAGAUCAUAGGAGCAGAAUUCGGCCAUUCAGCCCAUCGAGUCUACACCGCCAUUCAAUCAUGGCUGAUCUAUCUCUCCCUCAAAACCCCAUUCUCCUGCCUUCUCCCUAUAACACCUGACCCCAGCAGCGAGGAGCAACCUGAUCACAUCUCUCUCUCUCUCUCUCCACUCAAGGAUGGUACUAAUGAAGAAUUCGUCAACCUCUGCCUUGCAAACCCAAUGACUUAACCUCCACAGCCUUCUGUGGCAAUGAAUUCCACAUUUUCACCACCCCCUCAUCUCCUUUCUAGAUGUACGUCCUACGACUGAGGCUGUGCCCUCUAAUCCAAGAUUUAUAAUUGGAACAGGGAAAGGUAAACAGUGGAUAGACACAAAAAGCUGGAGUAACUCAGCGGGACAGGCAGUAUCUCUGGAGAGAAGGAAUGGGUGACGUUUCGGGUCGAGACCCUUCUCCAGAUCCAUUCCUCCCCUCCAGAUGCUGCCUGUCCCGCUGAGUUACUGAAGUUUUUUGUGUCUAUCUUCAGUUUAAACCGGCAUCUGCAGUUCCUUCCUACACAAGGUAAACAGUGGGAUCUGAAGCAAGGUUGUACUCGAUACGUUAUAUCCAGUAACAAUCAUUGGGUGGAGAGAGAGGGAGAGGGAGAGAGGAGAGCUGUUGUUCCGCGCUGCUGCAGGCAGCUUGUUCUCCAUCUCCUGCUUAAAGGGGACGGUGUCCUGUGCAAUUGUUAUUUUCUGCCGGCGGAAAAGCAACCUGCAGUGUUCCUUUAACCUUGAUAAUCCAGGGGGGAGGGAGCUGGUUGUAAUGGUUGGAUCAUGGCGGCUGCCUUGAGGCGGGAUCUGUUACCUGGGCUCUGGUCUUAUGGAGUUUGCGAGGACGGCCGCAUCUUUUUCAUUGACGACCAAACGCGGAGCACGACUUGGCUGCAUCCCAGAACCUCUCUCCCUGUCAACACGGGCCACAUGACUCUCUCAGAUUUACCUCUGGGAUGGGAGGAAGCCUUCACUGAAGAAGGAGCCAGCUACUUCAUAAAUCAUAAUCAUCGGCAGACGUCAUUUCGACAUCCACUGACUGGGCAGAUUUCUCCAGACAACAUUGAGUACAUACUAACGGAGCAACCAGGGGUCCACAUGUCGCAGCAUCAGACCGCCCAAAGGCCGUACAGUAUGGUUAGUGAGGCUUCCACAGGAGGGACCACAUCUGCGCUUGGAAUCACUCCCAUUUCAAAGGUUUUGAAGUCAAGCGGAAAAGUCCACAACUUUGGCAAGAGGGAGCAGUCUAUAAAGAGGAACCCAAACGCACCAGUCGUUGUGAGAGGCUGGCUUUACAAACAGGAUAGUUCAGGAAUGAGACUGUGGAAGAGGCGGUGGUUUGCACUCUCAGAACAUUGCCUGUUCUAUUACAAAGACAGCAGAGAAGAGACUGUGUUGGGGAGUAUACCAUUGCCCAGUUAUGUUACCUCACCCGUUGAUCCCACUGAUCACAUCAGCCGCAAAUAUGCUUUCAAGGCCACCCACACAGGUAUGCGGACUUACAUUUACAAUCAGAACUCUAUUAUUGGCUCGCAGGCAGACCACACUGGCAUGAGAACGUAUUACUUCAGUGCUGAUACUCAAGAGGAUAUGAAUGGCUGGAUCAGAGCCAUGAACCAAGCUGCCCUGAUGCAAGCAAACACCACAAAGAGAGAGACAGAAAAUGGUGAAGGACCUCAUCUUCUUCAAAGCAACCACAUCAACUCGCAUAAAGGCUCGGGCAAGCUUGAGGUCCAUCAGGUCCAUCAGAGCAGAGUGCACGGCCAGAGAACAGACCAAUUUGGGUUUGAGAAGCGCGAAGAAGUGACGAGAGGGAGGAAUGACGAGGAGAGGUACAGCUUCCAUCAAGCCCCUGUGGAGAUACCCAUCAGGAAAGGGAAUAGCAGGAUGCACGAGAGUUUGCCAGAGAGCGACAUGUUUACUGAGCGCCACGCCUCGUCUCGACCACUGCGCAAUGGCACGCUGCAGCCGCCUGUGCCGGGCACUGCCGACCACAACGGUGCCCCGGUGUACCGGAGGGAUGUUGUGGGCCCAGCCGGCACGGAGAAUGCCCAGCGGAAAAGUUCACUGGUGCAGGUGCAGCACUGGGUGAAGUCACACAAAGGAGAUGAUAGAAGCCUCCCAUCCACCCAAACUCUUCCACACAGAGCAGUAAACCCAGCUCAGCCUUACUCCGAGAGUUAUCAAACUCUGCCAAAGAAUGUCGGGCAGCCUUUGGAGAGCUCCCCUCCCUUGCUUCGCCACCUGCCCAGUGACUACAAGUAUGCUCAGGACCGCGUUAGCCACUUGAGGAUGACACAGGAAGACCGGCGUGUCAACAAGGAGGGCAUGGUGUGGCAGCUGUACGAGUGGCAGCAGAGGCAACAUUUCAAGCACGGCAGCCCCACUGCCCCAGUCUACUCCACCCAACUCCACCCUGGGAUACCAAAGUCUGCCUCCGAUGUUCCUCGAUCAAUCUCCGUGCCCCCGUCUCCCUCUGAUCUCCCACCACCCCCACCCCCCAAAACCCUGUCCCCCCGAAGACCCCACACCCCUGCGGACAGGGUCACUGUGAAGCCCUCGAAACACCGGUCCUCUGAUAUCUUCCUGGCAGCAUCACCCAGGGGAGAACACGGCCUUUUGACAAAGAAUUCAGCUCACGUAGACAGGCGUUCCAUGCCUCCCAUGGGUUAUAUGACACACACUGUCAGUGCCCCAAGCCUGCAUGGAAAGACCGCUGAUGAUACGUACAUGCAACUGAAGAAGAACCUGGAAUAUCUGGAUCUCAAGGUGACUGGACAGGAACCAAUAAGGCGUGCGAUGAAGCCCGUUAAAAUUGCAGAAAGUAGCGCUGAUGCUAAGUUGACCCGGCUCUGUGAUCGGGACAAGAGUCUUCAAGACCUGGAGACCAAGGUUCGGCAGCUGAAGAUAGAUAAGGACAAACUUGAGUCGGUGCUGGAGGUGACUCAUCGACAACUGGACCAAUACAAAGGACAGCCCAACCACACCGAGAAGAUAGCGUAUCAGCAGAGGCUGCUGCAGGAAGACCUGGUGCACAUCAGAGCUGCAAUCUCCAAAGUCUGCACAGAGCUGGAGAAUGCGUGGAAGGAAUAUGAACAAACGGAAAGUGAUGUGAACCAGCUCAGAGAGACAAUCGUAGGACAAAUGAAGAGGGUUCCAAGCCUCCAGGAUCAAGAACAGAUGAGAAAGGAUCUGUGGAGGAUUGAGGAUGUCAUGGGAGGCCUCAGCGCAAACAAGAACAACUACCGAAUGAUUAUUGAAUCCUUUCAGAACCCUGAGAGAGAACCUGUGCCUUCCUCAACAGUGCCUUCCACGUUCAGUAUUGCUGCAAUGCCGGAGAGGAAGCCUGCCACGUGGCCAAGUCCCCCCCUCAGUCCCGUGCUGCCUUUUGUCAACGCUGCCGAACCACGGGCUCAGCCCCAAACACGACCUCAGCUGUACAACGCUCCUGCUCAGCCUCAAACCCUGCCUCCGUUCACCCCCAAUCCAAGUUUGCUGGAGGAGGCAGCCCCUCCUCGCCCCCCUCUGCCCCACCUGUACAGCCCUGAGGACCACCCCCCGGCUGUGCCACCUCUCCCGCGGGACGCCACCGUCAUCAGGCACACGUCCGUGCGCGGGCUCAAGCGGCAGUCCGACGAGAGGAAGAGAGACCGCGAGUAUGGGAGCUACGUGGUAGCAGUGACACGCCGUAGAGCUGCCGAGCUGCGUUCGUACGUGAGUGACCCUGAGCUGGUGUCAGUUGGAAGUGGCCUCAAUGGAAUCCCAGCCGGAGCCUUAAGACUGGACAGUAACCUGCAGACACUGCCUGGUAGAGGGAUGUCCUCAUCGAACUCAGGGCUGCAACAGUUAUCCACCAUUGCCUCUUACGUCACACUACGGCGCAGAAACAAUGAACCCAACUCUAAGGUGCGACCAAAGAGUGCCUUGGAGAGUCUGUAUGGAGAACACCAAAGAGGGCGGAUGAGUGCAGAGGAGCAAUUGGAAAGGAUGAAGAGACAUCAGAAAGCCUUGGUCCGUGAGCGCAAGAGGACCUUGAGCCUCGGAGAACGACACUCCACGUCAUCCCAAACUGUGCCCAGGCCUUUCUCUGCUGAUGUUGGCUCAUGGAAACGUGAGCAAGACUUUGACAUGCAGUUGCUGGAGAAAGCGGUGAGAGGGGAGCACGGCGGCGUUCAGGAUGGAUGUAUAAAGUUAACGGGGCCGGUGGAGGCGGAUGUGGAGCCACUGGACUACAACCUGGAUCUCAGCAAAGAGCUAUCCAAGCCAGACAUGGUCCUUAUCCCAGAGCGGUACAUCGACAUGGAGCCCGAGGAACCCCUCUCCUACGAGGAAUGUGAAGCACGACGGCGCAAGGUGCAGAAAAUCAAAAACAUUCUCGCUAAAUCAAGUUUUCAGAAUAUGCAGACAGGAGUUAACGUCCGAGAGAGCUCAGUCGAUCUGGAUUCACAUCUGCAGGAACAGGAGCGGAUUAUCACCAUGUCGUAUGCAUUGGCAUCUGAAGCUUCUCAGCGCAGUAAAGUGGUAGCAGCACAUCAGCAGCUCCGUGCAUCAUCUGCACCUUCCCCUCCACACUCACCACUAAGCAAUGGAUUCCACUACACAUUUGUCUGAGCAAACCAAAACCCUGGCUGAACACGAAUACUGAAAGGGCACAUGUAUGGGACGAGGAAGAAUGUGGCCACAACUGCAGAGCUGAUCUGAAGAACAGCAACAAGUCAUUCCAGUUGAUCUGCACCAGCUAACCAGGCGGAAAUGGAAGUGACUUUGUCAACUGGCUUUUUGUACGGAAACGAAACAGAGACAAUAUUUUCAUUAAGAGGCAUUAUAAUCGGGAUAGUAUUGACACUGAAUUAUGGAAUGGUUAUUUAAUUAGGAAGCUAUUUUUCUAAAAAGUUAAAACAUUUAUGGAAGGGAGAUGUUUGGGAGACUCACAUUGGAAACUAAAGUUUUACUCAGCACAGCAGAGAUGUGUGCAGUAGGAUUAAUUUUUUUAAGUAUAUAUAUAUAUAUAUAGUAUUGCACAUUUUAAAAUGUAUAUGACAUGUACACAUACACCGGCACACGCACAAACACCACGAAAAAUUGAUUUGCUGCAUUUUAGAGCAAUGAUAUGCAAUUAUUCAAAACAGUUUUGAAGUGGAGGUGAAAUGCGUUUCCUUUUCUUAGUUUUCAGUUCCAAUGUUUUUUAACAAUGACGACAAAUUCUUUCAAAGGACAAACGCCCGAGCCCUCUUGUCAUUUACAUUAAAGCUCCUGUCUAUUUUUGAAUCUAAAAUCAAAAUGCGAUGUUCCUACCAUUUUUGGAUCGAUUUUAAAAAUAAAUGUAUUUUGUCUGAAUCGAGCACUGCCAGUAUGAUCUUGUCUUGCCAAAACCAAAUAGAUGCUAUUGUAAUUGCCAUAGACACUUGCAGAGUGAAAAGCACAGCAGAAAAGGAAAAAACAAAUUAUUUUGGAAAAUGGAGUGUAGAAACAAUUUUGAGAUCUGUGGAGAAGUGUUGAAUAAUGUAAAUAUGAAUAAAAAGAUUCAACUAACAA